This is a messenger RNA of Durusdinium trenchii, 1401 nucleotides long. The record is from the annotation of a GenBank genome assembly. NCBI's taxonomy places the organism in Eukaryota, Dinophyceae, Suessiales, Symbiodiniaceae.
AUGGCGGCCAAGGAGGGGCUUCAGCGUCUGUUGGCGGCAUCAGAGGCUGGUCGUGUCCUUGAGGCGCAGCAGAUUUUCCACGAGUUGCAAGGACACCUGCCCGGCAAGCGCUUCGUGCAGCCCUUCCUGUGGAACGUGGUGCUGAAAGCCUCGGUCAAAGCAAAAGACUGGCCAAGUGCAGAGGCCUGGUUCCGCCAGAUCCCAGCGCGCAGCCGCAGCCCCCGGAGUUACGGGAAGCUCAUCAAUUGUGCAGCACAGGAUCUCCGCGCGGGUGGCCCAAAGCAGGCCGAGGCGGUCUUGCGCCAAGCGGAGCGGGCCUGUGUGACCCUGGACGCCUUUUUCUACGGCGCCUUGCUCGACGGAUGUGCUGCAGCAGGGGAACCAGGCCGCGCAACUGCAUGGAUGCAGCGCCUCCAGGCACAUCAACUGUAUUCCAGCGUCCGUGCCUUGACCGCGGUGGCCCGCAGCUGUGCCGCCCAGGGUGAAGCAGAAGAGGCCACAGCAUGGAUGGAAGGCACCGAAGAAGAGGACAAGUCCAUGCUUCGGCUCCAGGCCACCGCCAUCGUCGCGCCCGACGAGGCGGUCCAGGAACUGCAGAAGAUGCAACAGACCGGCCGCAACAUCCACGAACACAGCUACGGCGCCGCGAUCAGAGCUUUGGCGCAGCAAAGUGACACCCAAGGUGCCAGGCAGCUUCUACGGCAGAAGCCGACUCCUCACAACUUCACCACGGUGAUCGGGGCGUGCGCGAAGCGUAAAGAGUUCAGAGUUGCGAUUCUGCUGCUGGCAGAGAUGCUGGAAGCAGGUUUGGAGAUGGAGCUGUGCACCUGGGCAGCUCUCUUGUCCCAGACGCCCUUAGCAGUGCGUUGGGUCGAGGACAUGCGGCACUACCAAUUGCAGCCGGACGAGGUGAUCUAUGGCGCAGCCAUCGCGGCCGUCGCCCGCACCAAGGAGGCCGACGAGGCACUGAAGAUGUUGCACUCCAUGCGUUCAGAGCAGCUCGUUCCGAAUGCGGUCGCCUACACCGCCGUGAUAGCAGGAUAUGCAAGGCAAGCCAAGGUGACGGAGGCGGAGUUGCUCUUAGGCGAGAUGCAGCAAGAAAGUUUAGCUGCUGAUGAGGUCACGUACUCUGCAUUGGUCGGAGCAUAUGCCAGGAGGGGGGACCUGGAGAACUCCAAGCGCUUGGUCUCGGACAUGGCGCUCUCCAAGCUUCGGCCCAACGUCGUGACAUGGACAGCCCUUUUGACUGCUUGCGCUGUUGCAAAGCCCAAGAAACGCGAAGAGUCCCAGCGGAUCUUUCGGCAGAUGGUGCGGUGCAAUGUGAUGCCAAACGAGACGACUUUGAAGACCUUGACUUGGGUGUCUUGGCAUUCAGAUGACCCAGGGCCCAUUGAUGGUUGA